Molecule: messenger RNA, 5285 nt
Organism: Phyllostomus discolor (pale spear-nosed bat)
Lineage: Eukaryota; Metazoa; Chordata; Mammalia; Chiroptera; Phyllostomidae
Gene: USP46
Product: ubiquitin specific peptidase 46
Exons: 9
Coding region: 270-1370 (366 amino acids)
Biological process (GO): protein deubiquitination
Cellular component (GO): nucleus; cytosol
Molecular function (GO): cysteine-type endopeptidase activity; cysteine-type deubiquitinase activity
Source: RefSeq, a predicted model, not a curated record
CCUUCCUCUCCGCGCCGCCGGCCGCGGCCCGGGCUCCGCGGCUCCGCCAAUCCCCGCCCUCCGCUCUCCCUCCCGCUCUCCCCGCCCUCCCCGCCUCCGCCUCCUCCCUCCCGGCCUCCAAUCUCCCAGCCAAACUGAAAGCCGGACCCCAGGCCGCCUCCCGCCGCCUCCCCGCCGCCGCCCGGCCUCCCUGCGAGCGCUCCACCAUGGACAGUCCUGUUUUCACCUUAUAAAGAUGGCGGUGCGGGAUCGCUGCAACCUUUAGACUAAUGACUGUCCGAAAUAUCGCCUCCAUCUGUAAUAUGGGCACCAAUGCCUCUGCUCUGGAAAAAGACAUUGGUCCAGAGCAGUUCCCAAUCAAUGAACACUACUUUGGAUUGGUCAACUUCGGGAACACCUGCUACUGCAACUCCGUGCUGCAGGCCCUGUACUUCUGCCGGCCGUUCCGGGAGAACGUGCUGGCGUACAAGGCCCAGCAGAAAAAGAAGGAAAACCUGUUGACGUGCCUGGCAGACCUUUUCCACAGCAUCGCCACGCAGAAGAAGAAGGUCGGUGUGAUCCCACCAAAGAAGUUCAUCUCGAGGCUGAGGAAGGAGAACGAUCUCUUUGAUAACUACAUGCAGCAGGAUGCUCACGAGUUUUUAAAUUAUUUGCUAAACACUAUUGCGGACAUCCUGCAGGAAGAGAAGAAACAGGAGAAACAAAAUGGGAAAUUAAAAAAUGGCAACAUGAACGAACCUGCAGAGAAUAAUAAGCCAGAACUCACCUGGGUCCAUGAGAUCUUUCAGGGAACGCUCACCAACGAAACUCGAUGCUUGAACUGUGAAACUGUUAGUAGCAAAGAUGAAGAUUUUCUUGAUCUUUCCGUUGAUGUGGAGCAGAAUACUUCCAUUACCCACUGUCUAAGAGACUUCAGCAACACAGAAACGCUGUGUAGUGAGCAGAAGUAUUACUGUGAAACCUGCUGCAGCAAACAGGAGGCCCAGAAAAGGAUGAGAGUCAAAAAGCUGCCUAUGAUUUUGGCCCUGCACCUAAAGCGGUUCAAGUACAUGGAGCAGCUGCACAGGUACACCAAGCUCUCCUACCGGGUGGUCUUCCCGCUGGAACUCCGGCUCUUCAACACCUCCAGCGACGCGGUGAACCUGGACCGCAUGUACGACCUGGUCGCUGUGGUGGUUCACUGUGGCAGCGGUCCUAAUCGUGGGCAUUAUAUUACUAUUGUGAAGAGUCACGGCUUCUGGCUUUUGUUCGAUGACGACAUUGUAGAGAAAAUAGAUGCCCAAGCUAUUGAAGAAUUCUAUGGCCUGACAUCAGAUAUAUCAAAAAACUCAGAAUCCGGCUAUAUUUUAUUCUAUCAGUCCAGAGAAUAACUGCGGGACUGCGAGACUAGCGCGCCUGGGGGAAGCGUUCGCGGCACGGUCACCUGGUCUCUCUGCGGACUUCCUCCCUCCCCGGCGGCCACCGGUGGUGUCACUCCAAGUCUCCGUGGUCUGGCUGUGUUAGACUCUCUCUCCCUUCGUUUUUUACACGCAGCACUACUUGUGGUUUCGUUUUAGUCUGAGGUAGAGUUAACCGCAAUCAGGUUGUAGUCAGAUUUAUACGAAUAACAGUCGCUAAUUUUAGGAUUGGGUAAAUGCUAUGCCACUGGCUGAAUGAGAAUGACGUUUAUUUCCCAGAAUGUCUGCAGUCUGUUUGGGGUCUUUGCUGACCUUCCAACGUGGUUUCCGGGGCCUCCUUUCAAUGCAUUCCUUUCACUGGCCCCUGGGAACACGGCUGCCCGUGGGUAGCUUCCCUGCCUCUCAUCCCACAGAAGGCCGGAACAAUUGGGUAGAUGUUCUCCUCUAGGGCUGCAACUAUAGCUUUAAGUUUGUGCAAGUGAAAUUGUUUAAAAAUGGGUAACCUCAAUACUGAACUCGCCCCCCAGGUGGCACGCGGUGUCUAGCAUGUGCCCGGGGCUGCGCUCACCCAGCCAUUCCCCGGGGGGCGGGGGAGGGGGGCGGAGUGGGCAAAGCAGGUUGGGAGCUCAGGGCAGGCAAAGCCAAGAGGAGGAAGCUUUUGUGGGGGAGUAAACAGUUCCUUUUCUUACCUUUUUACCAAAACCACGUUUCAGGAAAAUAACUCUUUGCUGUUUGUUUUUAGUGACACUUGCUUCUGUAAGGUCCUGUGAGUUGUAUCAAGCCUCUAUGGCACGGCUAAGCUUUCCAGGGUAUCCUCCCAGACCUGCUGGCAUUAUGCAGCCUGUGGUCGCAGGGCGGGGACACCGCAGGGAUGGCCUCCGGCACAACCCUCCGUAGCUGGUCAGUGCCGACUAGACACCGUGCUGCUUCGGGAAGGAUGCCCGCAUGGCACCUUCACUGCAGGCAGCCGCCUCGUACAGCUGUUCACUCGCAAACAUCUCGGUCUGUGUGCCGAGGCGCCGGCCAGUCCCCGGCGCGUGUGGGGCCUUGCCUGGGGGAAGGCUGGGGUGAGCUGGGCGGAAGGCGGCUCCGGGGAAGUGUCCAUCGGUGGGGGGAGGGGAGGACGGAACAGCGUGGCGGCGUUUCUUUGGCUCAGGCUCCUAGAAUGCUUGACAAGACGGAGAUUUUUGGAAGAACCUCAUCUCACCAUAGUUACUUUUACUUUUUCCACUUUUGUUAUAUAUGUAUUUAUUAGCAUUUGAGUAUUGGUACCUUUUGUUAAAAGGGUCAACAUGGUGUUUUGCUGUCGAGCUGGUUUUUGGUUUCCUAUAAAUACUAUGAGUCGUACACCUUUCUCUGGGAAGUCCGUUGACUUCCACACACUAUGAUAUACUGUGAACACAUUAUUUUGUUACCUAAUAAAUCAGUGAAUGAACAUGCGAACGUUUGGCAUAAUGUGAACUAAAAUGGAAGUUGAAAAUGUUAAUGGCCAUUUUGCAACAAUUAAGAGUGUAGCACUUUAUCUAGAUGAAAACUGGAUUUCUUAUCUCUGAAAUACCUUGAACUGUUUAUUGCUCAGAACUGAAGUAAGCAUGCCGACACUUCAUUUGUUCACGCUGGAAGUGGAAUGUCUUACUUGUCACUGGAGAAGACAAAACAGGGUGAUCUUCACGUUAUUUUAUACGAGUGACAGAAAUAUACCUUGCCUUGUUUAGAGGCCAAUUCAUAUUUAUAAAUACUUUGUCUCGUUUUUUCCUCCAUGACACAUGUGCAGUAGCCCCUUACCGGGAAGGUGAGUUUUUAUUCUGUCUUGAAGGAGAGACAGUGUCCAAGGGAAGGUGAUCGAGAUAGGGAACUGCCUGUACCAUAUAUAUAUAACCCAUAUAUUUGACUGCAGGUUGCAAAGUUUAAAAAAGUGAUGGUUGAUAUCUAAUAUAUUUGGAAUUAAUUCAUAAGAAAAACUAUUAAAAUUAUCUUUGAAAUAACUCUUGAAGCUAAUUUAUUAGAAAAAAAAGUUUCAUUUGGUAGCCUGUAUCAGUGACACCUGAAUGCAGAGUCGUAGGUUCAGUCGGGCGACGCCAGAAACGAAGAUCGGAAAACGACCAAAGCGCACUUAGCCUCCGACACUCCAUCAGCUUUUUAAACUUGAGAGCUAUCUGGUCAUUUCUUCCCUCUUCCUCUUCAAUUAACGAAACGAACACUAGGCAGCUACAUUUCCCCCCAGUGGUUUCACUUUAUAUGGAGACAGUAGCAUGCACACACUUUUUAAUUUUGCGUGUCCUUUACUCGCAAAGCCGAGGCCCGUGUGGGCCACGCGAGACCGUUCUGAGGUCGUCACGGCACAGUGCACAGCGCUGUUCCCACAGAUGGCCAGCGUUCCUGUGUGUCAGAUGCCGGCAGGAGUGAGGUCCACUGUGGUGGUGGCGGCGUUUUUUUUUUCUUAACUGCUGGGUGUUUUAAAAUAAGUUAUAGUGUUUUACACUUUAAAAAAGAGAAGAAAUAUUGGGUUGGCCAAAAAGUUUGUUUAGUUUUUUCCGUAAAAUAAGUGACACAUUUUUUCAUUUCACCAGAAGCUUUAUUGAUUUGGAUAUUUUCAGUAUGUCGGCUGUCUUCUGCAUUGUAUCAUAUUGAUCUCAAUUAAUGUCUCGAUUUGAUCACUAUCAACUUCAACUGGUCUACCAACUGUGGAGCACUGUCCAGCGAGAAAUCUCCGGCAUGAAACUUCACAAGCCACUUUGACACGCUUGAUCAGUCACAGCACCUCCCCUGUACCCUGCACUAAUCUUUUCUUGCAUUUUAGUUGUGUUUUUGCCUUUCUUGAAAUAAUGAAGCAUACUAUGCUGAAAACGUUGCUUAUUUUCUUCCAUCUUCAAUAUUAAAAUGACUACCAGAAAUUCACCAAUUUUGAUAAGCUUCUCUUAAAAAUGCACACUGAGACGACAGCUGCCACAAUACAAUCUAACAAAAUUGUUUCAAAUGAAGUUAAAGAUAAGUGCUACUGGAGCCAUCUGAUGGGGAAAAAAAUAAAUGAACUUUUUGGCCCAGCCAAUAUUUGCUUUAUGGGGUAUUAGUGGUUUAGCCUCUAGAGUGUGGCACAAUGUGCUAACACGCCCUUUGUUUGAAGGUGAGUUUUGGUAAGUGCUAACACCGGUCGGUCCUGGUGUGGGAUGCGUGUUCCAUUCCGAGGCUGUACGAAGGGGCCUGGUUUGGAGGGAGCCAGGGCACGGCACGAGGGGGUUGGUGUGAAUGGGAAGCCGGCUGUGUGUGGUUUUAUAGCCUGGUAUAUUUUGGAUUUCAGAUGAAAUGGGAAAAAUGAUAGAAACGGUCCCCGUGCGUAUAUUUCCACGGACACCCAUCAUUUCAUGGGCAUGCCUAACAAUGAACCGUGUUCUAACUGGAGCUGAGGACUUAUUUUAGAUAUUGGAGUGUAACUUUAUUACAGAUGGACUUUAUCUUUAAACAUUGCAUUUUGAUCAACUUUGUAUAUUCACAUGUAUUAAAAUAUUGUGCACUAAAUGUUCUGCCCUCCUUUGCUGUCAUACGGUCAAGGCGUUUUCCAGCACUAUCGUGAGUCACUCAUGGAAAUGGCAUGGGUCAGGGAAAAUGAUUCCUACUUUUCCGCCUAAUUAAAUUUCUGUUUUUCAGUAUUACAUUAAUUUAUUUUGGGCUUCCAUUUCUGUGUAGUCAAAAUAGUUACUAUAUGUGUGUGGCACUCAUGUGACUUUGUUGCUAAAAGAAAAUUUAGUUUUUAUUUAAAAUAAUCUGUACCUUAAUUUUUAAAAAUGUAACCAAUUUAAGCACUUUAAGCAAUAAUGUCAAUCUUGUGAAAUUUCAAUCAGUUUAACACCCUGCCUCUAAAAUUGUUUGCUAAAUAAAUAAAUAAAUACA